Xiphophorus maculatus (southern platyfish) is the source of this 2268-nucleotide messenger RNA. It is a transcript of the gene ube2kb, whose product is annotated as ubiquitin conjugating enzyme E2 K. Lineage: Eukaryota; Metazoa; Chordata; Actinopteri; Cyprinodontiformes; Poeciliidae. The transcript is spliced from 7 exons. Gene Ontology annotation, cellular component: nucleus. The record is from RefSeq and is a predicted model, not a curated record. Gene Ontology annotation, biological process: proteasome-mediated ubiquitin-dependent protein catabolic process; protein polyubiquitination. Gene Ontology annotation, molecular function: protein binding; ubiquitin conjugating enzyme activity. Bases 311 to 913 code for a protein of 200 amino acids.
UUUGAAAGGAGACCCGUGCUGUCUGUGUGUCGCUGAGGCUCGUUAAUGAAAGUUCUAGCUUGUGCUCCACGCUGCAGCUGCUCUGUCUGAGCAUUUUCUGGACUCAAUGACUGACUGACGCUGACUCUGCGUUUGGCAGGCGACGGCAACGGUGAGCUCCCUCUCUGUCUGAGCUGAAAUGAAGUGCUAAAUGGUACAAGUGAAGGAGUUCCUCAAGCGCGACUAGCAGAAGGCAAGGCGACCCCCCACACAGACAACACCGGGAGAAGCCCCGGCUGCAGCUCCGAGGCGGCUCCGCAGACAGACGGCCAUGGCUAACAUCGCGGUCCAAAGGAUCAAGAGAGAGUUCAAAGAAGUUCUCAAAAGCGAGGAGACAAGUAAAAACCAGAUCAAAGUUGAUCUGGUAGACGAGAACUUCACAGAACUGAGAGGUGAAAUAGCAGGACCACCAGAUACACCUUAUGAAGGUGGCAGAUAUCAGCUUGAAAUAAAAAUCCCAGAAACCUACCCAUUUAACCCCCCAAAGGUGCGCUUCAUCACAAAGAUCUGGCAUCCUAACAUCAGCUCAGUGACCGGAGCAAUAUGUCUGGACAUUUUAAAAGACCAGUGGGCAGCUGCUAUGACCCUGCGGACCGUGCUGUUGUCCCUACAGGCUCUUCUUGCUGCGGCAGAACCAGAUGAUCCACAAGAUGCAGUAGUUGCAAACCAGUACAAGCAGAACCCAGAAAUGUUCAAACAGACAGCAAGGCUGUGGUCACACGUCUACGGCGGCGCUCCGGUAUCCAGUCCGGACUACACGCGAAAAAUAGACAAACUCUGUGCCAUGGGCUUCGAUAAGAAUGCAGUAAUAGCGGCCUUGUCUUCAAAAUCCUGGGACGUGGAAACGGCGACAGAACUUCUCCUCAGCAACUAGGACCCAUCCAGGUGUGAGGAUCCAAAAAAUCAAAAAUAAUAGAAAUAAAAACUCCCAUCAUCAGAGCACCUCAGCUCCUCUGGGCGCCAUGCCAACAUCACAUUUUGCUAAGCAGACACAAACCCUGUCACAUUCAGCACAUCAGGCUGAAGCUUCUUUUAUUAGAGGUUUGCUACAAACGCCAGUAGCAUCACAGUUGCCAAUAUGUUCACCGCUUUGUUGCCUGUCCAUCACAUCAAGGAUUUCCCUUUUAUUUCCUCUUAAAUAUGUUUAUAAGCCCCAACAAAUUCAGCCCCUCAUUUUGUUUCCAUUUCUCCCCCAAAAGAAACAUUUACUUUGCCCAUUUUCACCAUUUGCACUUUUAUUUUGCUCACACAGUUGUCUGUCAAAUUUCUGCAGGGUAAAACAUGAGGGGAGCCACACACGCUGUUUUCUACCUACCACAUGUUUAUUUAGUAGGGAGUUGGACUUUGCAUCAUAUUCUCUCCUACAGACUCUCAAUGCUGAAAGCUGGAUAUAAAAUACUUGACUUGGAUAGUGCUGAGCAUUGGGUGGUGUGCCGGGUUUUUCCUGAGCCGUUUGAUGUUCCGAUCCACUGCAGGAGUUUGGUCGAUGUAUUUUGUACAUUCAACUAGGAAAAGCCCAGCACAUCCAUAUCCUCCACCAUUUGCACACAUGCACAAGAAACAAGAGUUAGCUGUAAAUAAUGUGUGUAAAUUUAAAUCUAUAUUGGGGAUACUUUUUUUUUCUUACAUUGUAAAACUAGUUAUUCUAAAUAUGAACUAUGCCUACUUUCCAGUUGGACUUUUCGUGCAUUUAUGAUCCAUGAGAAGUCCCACAAAAUGUCUCUUUUUAUUAUUUUUUUAAAGAGGUUAUACCCUCCAAAAUCCCGAUCUGUGCAAGUCAUAACACGCCAGCUCCUCUGCUAUGCCACAAUCAAAUAUUUUUCUAGUCUUUUAUUCUUGCAUGUUCUUUUGCCUUUUACUACAGUUGGCCAAAUUGUUUAGUGGGAGUUAGUUCAUUUGAACAUUUCCUUUAAAAAAAAAAAAGUCACAAAAACCACAAAGUAAAGCCAAUUUGAGCUUCGUUCUUCCUGCUCUUCGAACCGUUUUUUGUUUUUCCCAGAGCAGGCGAGCAACCGUUGGGCAUGAAUGUCGAGAUUGAUUUAGGUUUGUAAAGCUGCAGUGGUCGCCUGUUGCAACCAGAUUAAAAAUGUAUUGUAUAGUUGAUUUUUGAGGGGAUGUUAUUUUAUUUCUGAGCCACUCAACCCUAAUGUUGACCAUAUGUACACUGCCUUGCAACAAAAAAGUAUUAAUAUCCAAUUUGUCAUUUACUGUAAAGCAACAAACUUCAUU